Molecule: messenger RNA, 1038 nt
Organism: Linum trigynum
Lineage: Eukaryota; Viridiplantae; Streptophyta; Magnoliopsida; Malpighiales; Linaceae
Source: the annotation of a GenBank genome assembly
UCUGCGAUUACACUUGGUCGCAGUUUGGUGUUGUGUUUUGGCGUGUCAAUACGUGAAUGCGCCUACUUUAACAAGCAGAUCCUCUAUGAUACCUCUAGGAUGCACAAUAGAGCGAUCAGCUAACUGAAUGCUUAUCCUAGCAGGGAUAAGUUCACCUAGGUCUAGCUUUUUAAAUAGAUUGUAUGACAUGACAUUUAUACUAGCGCCUAGGUCCGCCAAGGACUUCCCUACAUGCAUGCGGCCAAUAUUGAGAGGGAUAGUGAAACUCCCUGGGCCUUUGCGAUUUCGGGCAGCUUGUUCUGCAAGAUGGCAGAACACUCCUCGCUCAGCAUCACUGUCGAAAGAUCCCCGAGUCUCUUCUUGUUGCUGAGGAGAUCCUUCAUGAACUUUGCAUACUUGGGCAUCUUCGACAGUGCUUCCAUGAAGGGUAUGCUGACAUUGAGCUACUUCAACAUUGCCAUGAACUUGAAAAACUCAGUCUCCAGCUUAUCUUUGUGUAGUCGAGUGGGGAAGGGAAGUUGGGGUAGGUGCUCCUUAAUUGUGGUUGUGGCUUGGGAGCAGAGGGCUUCCUUCUCCACCCUCACUUCUACAUCAUCGGCUGGAAGUGCAGAAGCAGGCAGUGGCUUGUCCUCCCUAGUCUCGGAAGGUACCGCCGAUGUGGACUUGCCACUCCUGGUGGUGAUGGCAUUCAGCUGCUGGUGCGGCUCCCGUGGAUAGGGGAUGGUAGUGGUAGGUAGAGUUCCCGGGGUUCGGGUAUUAAUUUGGCGAGCCAUGCUACCCAUCUGGUUUUGUAGAUCUUGCAAAACGGCACCUUGGUUCCUCUGGCUUGCCUCUAGUGAGGCUAUGCUCUAGUCCAUCCUCGUGAAAGUUGCCUGGGUGGUAGUCAUGAAUGCCGCUAGAAUGUUUUUCGGCUCCAUCAUCUGAUUAUCCAGAGUCGGAGCUGCUGCUGGCUCGGCAUACUGAUGCAAAGGCUGCUGCUAAGGAACUGGCCCCUGUCUAGCCUGGAAAGGCUGCCUCUACUAAAAACCACCUGCUAGU